Closterium sp. Yama58-4 is the source of this 579-nucleotide messenger RNA. The record is from the annotation of a GenBank genome assembly. NCBI's taxonomy places the organism in Eukaryota, Viridiplantae, Streptophyta, Zygnematophyceae, Desmidiales, Closteriaceae.
AUGCAACUUCGCGACAGGCCAUCUCUCUGGCUUACUGGCCAUGCUGAUCGGAUCCGUGCGAUCCCACUAGCGGCCAAGUCUCAGCAACAGGAGGACAUCAUGACGGCAGACGCGAAAGUCGUCGUGGGUUCGUUCGUGUGGGUGGAGGACCCGGAGCAAGCAUGGGUGGAGGGGGAGGUGGUGAAGGUGGAGAAGAAGAAAGUAACCGUCAAAGUCGGGGAUAAGGAGACGGUGUACCGGCUGAAGCACAUCCAUCCGAAGGACCCAGACGCGCCGAGCGGCGGUGUGGACGACAUGACGAAGCUUGCGUACCUCCACGAGCCCGGCGUGCUGCACAAUCUCGCCGUGCGAUACUCGCUCGACGAAAUCUACACGUACACAGGCAGCAUUCUCAUUGCAGUGAAUCCCUUUCAGAGGCUGCCCCACCUGUACGAUGUGCACAUGAUGGAGCAGUACCGGGGGUCACGCCUGGGUGAGCUGAGCCCUCACGUGUUCGCCAUCGCUGAAACGUCAUACAGGUUCGUGCUGGUGGGGAGUGCGGUAGUGUGGGUCCGUGCAUGUGUGGAGUGCGGUUCUUGA